Messenger RNA from Fonsecaea monophora, 4359 nucleotides. RefSeq lists its product as hypothetical. Gene Ontology annotation, biological process: glutathione biosynthetic process; DNA-templated transcription. The transcript is spliced from 6 exons. Gene Ontology annotation, molecular function: DNA binding; zinc ion binding; glutamate-cysteine ligase activity. The coding region runs from base 1 to 4359 and encodes 1452 amino acids. The record is from RefSeq and is a predicted model, not a curated record. NCBI's taxonomy places the organism in Eukaryota, Fungi, Ascomycota, Eurotiomycetes, Chaetothyriales, Herpotrichiellaceae.
AUGGAAGAAGUCGGUCUGCGCUCUCCCAGGGAUGUCCUACGGCGACACAUACGAGAUCACCACGGCGAGGCGAGAGAAUUCUUGAAUGAUGCCGGCGGAGUCGAGGUAUAUGGACGCAAUGAGGGCAAUCUUCUUGCAGGCCACGCACAAAGCCUCCGCUCUCCUAGACGAAAUCUGGGGACAAGCCUCAGUCCUCCUAUCUCGUCUACUUUACAGAGAUCGAACAAUGUCGUCGACGAUGCCAACUCCAUCGACGAUCUGCCCCCUUUAGCGGGUCUCGCGUUCGAGGAAAUUUUCGAUUCGAUGACCGACCCUGUAACAUCUGCUGCUCUCAGAGACACCGUAAUGGACGCUGCUGUCUAUCCUCACCACACAUCACAGGCCAUACCUGAACAGGCCUACCAGGAAGCAAUCGAGAGUUUCGGGGUGGCGGAUGUGAUCUCAAUAUCUGGAGUUAGUGAGGCCAACGACAUGGAUGCGUAUGUCCAUUCCUCAGACAGCAAUAUCGGACAGUUGACCGCUACUGAGUUUAUCGACGGAACAGGUAGCCAGCAUCUCCAUGACUACCUAUCCCCGGCCACCUCUUUUGCCCUCACUUUUACAGGCACAAGUCUUCACGGACCCGAGUUGCCCGAUCAAUUUGAAUGGACUUCAGAGGAGACGGUCCAAGAACAACUGGAGUCGAUUGAGGCUAAUUCGACACGGCACUAUCCUGGGGACGAGCGAUAUCAAGUUGAAAUUCCCGAAUCUGCAUCGACUUCAGGGAUCAAUGGAAGGAGGUGGUUCAGUCUUUCCUCGUCCCGAUUGCCGAAACAUGUCCUCUCUCCGCGUGAAUCUGUUUGGCCCUCUAAAGUCAUGGGGGGAGGACAUCAACAGACCUCGCGCAAUUGGUGGGAAUUUGUCAUCUGCUGCUGUGAAGCCAAUAUCUUCUGCCAUCAAAGUGUUCAUACUGCCACAGAGUCGACAGAGAGCCCGACAUUCGGUUCGCACGCAUUUGGCUUCAAUGAGGAGUGCCGUUCACAACUCAUGCAAGCUUUCUGUCUUUCGCAAUCGAGCCGUCGGCCUGACGUGGCGGAUGCCUUUCCAUCACAACCACCAUGGUCUCGUGGAGGCCGUCCAUCCAGCUUGGAAGCACAGUUUCCAUCACUGGAAGCUCUGUCCGCAUCACUGGGCCUCUACUUUCGUCACUUUCACCCGCUCAUGCCUUUUAUCCACCGUGUGACUUUUCACGCCCCCGCGGCAAACCUGUCGGUCCUCUUCGCCAUGUGUCUGAUCGGCCUGAUGUUCCUAGACGAGGCACGAGCGAAAAGAUGUAUUGGAGCGAUGCUCCCUACCGCGAUUCAAACAUGCAGAAGAGACUUGGAUCGACACGCUCAUCAGACACACUUCUCGGCCGAGGUGCUGGCCUCGCUGGCGUCCGCCAUGCUGCUCCUGUGCAUAUGUCACAUGGCCAACUUUUACGACGAGACGUCUCGGUUGAUGUACAUUGAGGCCAUGUCACUGUCGCAGCGCCGACAUCUCUUCCCGACGGACGACGGCAACGAGGCCCUCAGAGGCUCACUGAACGGGGCGAGUCAGCGGGAAAAGUGGAAAGCGUGGGCCCGUGUCGAAAGCACCAAGCGGCUCUGCGUGUGUCUUUUGAUGGGAGACGCCAUGUUCUCCCACAAGUACGAGGUCAAGCCCAUGCUCCGCUUCGAACUGCUCGAGUACAUUGUCCCGAGCGACCUCGCGACCUUUGAGGCUCCAAACCAGGCCGUCUGGUGGAAGCUCUUGCUCCAGUCGCCGUCGGGGAGGAUGGUCACGUUGCACACGUUGAGUCUUCCGCGGUCAAUCGGCAACUACGAAAUGCACGGGCUGUUGGCAAUCUGUUGGGCUCAAGUGCUGGAAGGACAACUCGACCGCCCAGGCGGUGCUGUCGACUCGGACUGCGCUCGGGCAGGUAGGCAUGACAGGCCGCUUGACGACCACGCUCGCAUCCAGCGAACGGCCGCCGUGCUCUCGGGCCUGUACGACGCAUAUAAAGACGCAUUCACAUCCCUCAACCCCAACUGUCUCGUGUCCUGGCACAACACGUGCAUGAGCCUCGCGGCAGAUCCGCUCCUCUUCCAAGACGCCGCCGGGAGGAACGGUGCCGCGCGGGCGCGAAUAGCCCGCAACGCCGUGGCUCAAUGGUGCAGAACCCCCACCGCCCGACGAGCAUGCCUCCACGCCGCGCAGACGUUCCGCAUCAUGAGUCAGCGCAAGAUCUCCGAAGGCAUGAUGUUCCAGUCAGAGACGGCGCUGUUCGAGUCCGCCCUCGUCCUGGGUCUGUACCUGUACUUGAGACCCGCCGUGCCUGAGGUGUCGGCGUGGGCAUCGUGGGUCAUCUCUGGAGGAGGGUACGAAGAAGAAGAAGAAUACGAACUAUUGGACGAUGUAGAUUGGACACGGAUCGGAGUGCUGGGCCUGAGCGAUUCGGUGGAAUGUCUGGGUGACGACGUUCCACGUUCGUCAGAUUCAGGUUCCCCAAGCCGACGUUUCAUACGGGACGGCGACCUCGCGCGCCUUUCCUUUGACGGCAUCCCAUGCGCCCCCGGCUUCGCGUCUGCUCAGCGCAUCUUCCUCGCCUUUUCUACCCUAUUGAGCCAGUUGACCAACCGGGCUGGCGGGCCUCUGAUAGCCUGGCUGGUGCAGACGAGUUCGGUCCUUGAGCUCCUGAUGCGCGAGAUCGAGCCAGAAUUUGGAAGCUUCAUGGUCGAGGCUACACCUGGGAAGCCUUAUGAUAGCAGCAGGAUCGAGAGCUUGCUAAGUGUAGAGGAAAACAUGCGAAAACGGAGACGAAUGAUACAAGCAUGCCUUGGGCCGGGAGAAGCAGUCGUCACCAUGCCAGGGUUCCCACGCCUGGGUGCUCCAGGGCUCUACACGGAACCUGCCCUGCCCACUCACGGACUCUUGUUGCAAUCACAGUUCCUUCCGGAUGGAUUGAUCAGCACGCAUGACCGUUAUGGUACAAUUCACGAUAACAUGUCGGCGCGCCGUGCAGGGCGUCCAUGCAGGGUCAAGAUACCAAUCUACCGUGACAAGAACACGCCCUGGCCGUGGAGGGAGUCACUUCAAUUUCCUCACCGGAACAAUGCUCAAGAGGAUGAUGCAGAACAGAAUCACGACAGUUCAGCCGAGAACUUUAUAUAUGGCGACAGCAUGGCAUUCGGGCCAAGCUUCUGCGGGCUCCAGGUCACGAUGCAAGCGCGAAACCUCCGAGAAGCACGUUACCUGCACGAUCAGUUAUGUCCGCUGGGCCCCAUCCUCAUGGCAUUGUCAGCGGCGUCGCCCUUCUUUCGUGGAUUUCUCACGAAUACAGACGUUCGAUGGAAUCAGGCGGCUUCGGCGGUGGAUGAUAGAACGACGAAUGAGCUUCAUUCAAAUACUAUCAAGCCCGCUGGCUUGCAUGCACGCUGGUCAUCGACGGCAAUGUACAUCUCUGACGACUCGCAACUUCAGCCGGUCUACAACUCACCUGAGAUUAAAGUUGACCCGGCAAUCAAACGAUACCUCGAGUAUCACAGCAACAUGGAUUCCCUGCUGGCUUCGCACUACGCCAACAUCCUUACUCGCGAUCCUAUCGCCUUGACAAAGAACGAGCUCCGAUCCUACGAAAGCCUCGAUCUCUUUGAGAUUCUCCACUCUGCAGUCUGGCCGCAUGUCGACUUCAAACUGCCCUAUAAAGACGGCGCGGCAGGAUGGCGGGUUGAAUUUCGACCCCUGGAAGUCCAAUUGACCGAUUUCGAAAACGCGGCAUUCGCGGUGUUUGUUACCUUAGUCGCCCGCACUAUUUUGCACUAUCGCCUCAACUUCUACAUCCCCAUAGAUAAGGUCGCAGAGAACAUGGAGAGAGCACACACGCGAAAUGCGGUCCGCGAGCAGAAAUUCUUCUUCCGUCUGAAGGUGGAGCGGGCGACAUUAGAUGAAGAAGCGCCGGAAUCAGAAAAUCCAGACCAAGAAUAUACACUUAUGACCAUGACAGAGAUCAUGAAUGGAUCUCUGAGCUUGCGAAACUCAAAGGGUCACUCAUUCCCGGGCCUUAUUCCGCUCGUGCAGUCCUACAUUCUAGAGGUCUUUGAGAGUGUCUCCGGUGAUGAUAGACGGACGAUAGACAAGUACCUGGACAUUAUUCAAAAAAGGGCCACGGGGGAAAUGCUCACACCGGCGAGCUGGAUGCGACAGUUUGUGCAAGGGCAUCAGGACUAUCACCAGGAUAGCUUCGUCUCGGAGCUUGUCUGCUAUGAUCUGAUGAAAGUCGUCAAGGCUUUGGGAGAUGGGAGGAUUGAUCCUGCAGAGCUGUUUCUUUGUGGACAUGUGACGAAGAAGGAUCACGUCUAA